AGGAUGUGCCGGUAAAAGUGCGCGCGGGUUUUUUCUCUGGCCGUGCAGCUCAGCUGUUAGCAGCAGGACUGUGUUUACCUUCAGGAAAGAGCUCAGAAAAACCGACUGAUUCAUUUUCGCUCGGUUAAUCAUGUCUAACUCAAAUGAGGCGGAUUUACCGCCGAACCUGGCGUGCCUGAAACCUAUAGACACCCUUCUUCGAUGUCCCAUUUGCUUUGACUUCUUGAACAUAUCCAUGAUGUCGCAGUGUUCACAUAACUUUUGUUCGCUGUGUAUACGGAAGUUUUUAUCUUACAAAUUAUUGUGUCCAGUCUGCAACACACCAAUGACAGAGCAAGAUCUGAGGAAUAAUCGGAUUUUGGAUGAAGUUGUCCAAAGUUUUCUGUCUGCAAGGCAGCUGCUGUCUCGGGCAAAUUUCGAGUCUCCUCCGAUUUCCCCCAAGACCCCCUCUGUGGCUUUGAAAGGCAAAGCAGCAAGACAGAAGUGCCCCAGGAAAGAGGGCACCCCUCUGACGCACUUUUUCCAGAAACGAACCGCCGCGACCCCCUCGUCAGGGGCAAAAGCCGACCUCAUGCCUCCCUGCCCAGUAAAGGAGGAACCCAUGGAGGUGUGCGUGCAGCCCCCCAGAGACCUCAAGCAGGAGAGGGUGGAGGCUAAGAGCACCACAGUGAAGGAGGAAAAGAUGGAUGUGUCUGCCUUUCCCUCCACAUCACAGGUUUCUAAGGCGACUGUCAAAGUGGAGUGUCCAGUGUGUGAAGUGGCCAUAUCUCAACAGCACAUCAAUAAACAUCUGGAUGCUUGUUUGAGCAGAGAUGAGAAGAAGGAGGGCCUCAGAAGGUCUGACCAGCUAGGCUGCCCCAGUUCUGCAUUUGUAGUGCCCAAUUCUGCUAGGCGUAGGCCGAUGUCUAAGCUGGUGUAUACACUGAUGACUAUCCCUGAGCUCAAGAGACGACUUCGAGACUGCCACCUGUCCACCCAGGGCUCCAGAGAGCAGCUCAUCAGACGACACCAGGAGUUCACCCACAUAUUCAACGCCCAGUGUGACGCACUCAACCCCAGAUCAGGUGAAGACAUUGCUAGAGAGGUUGAGAACAAUGAGAAGACUAAAAAUCAGCUGGGGAGUAAAAGUAAACCUGCAAUACCCAUCACAAAGAACCAGACAGCUGAAGAGAUUGAACAAUUGAACUCUAACUACCGGAAACAACACAGCAGUGAAUUUUCCCGUCUCAUCGCUCAAGUCAGAGGUCGUUUGGAGACUUCAAGACGGACUCAGAUGAAGCAGGAAGAGGAGAAGAAGCCGGUGGAGGCGUCGUGUUCAGGAGCUGAUCCUGCAUCAGUCCAGAACACGCCCCAGAAAGCGGUUUCCACAACGCUGGAAGUAACCAAUCAUGAGAUUAUAGAAAUUACAUCAAGGUCACCAAGCCCCGCCCUCAGUGAUGUGUCGAUCAGCAGCUCCAUUUCUGAUGUUUUCAACUGAAGAAUAGAAGCUUCCUGUAAUCCCGGGGAACGAUCCAAGAGGCUAAAGCACGGCUGCAGGUCUCUGAGGAGUAAUCAACACUGUACCGGAAACCGGACUCAUUCAUUCAUGCAGCACUCAGUGGAAAAUACCUGUGGGACUCACUCUGAAAUGCAUCAUGCCGCUUUUAUGUAAUGAUGACAGUUUUAUGCAACAACGUGUAUGUAAUUUUCUUUGUUGUAGUUACCUGUUUUGUACAUAUGUUUUUAAAAUAAAAGUGCUCGAAAACUCUA
Messenger RNA from Astyanax mexicanus (Mexican tetra), 1749 nucleotides. RefSeq names its product RAD18 E3 ubiquitin protein ligase (gene rad18). Gene Ontology annotation, molecular function: ubiquitin protein ligase activity; single-stranded DNA binding. Gene Ontology annotation, cellular component: Rad6-Rad18 complex; nucleus. Gene Ontology annotation, biological process: DNA damage tolerance; protein monoubiquitination. NCBI's taxonomy places the organism in Eukaryota, Metazoa, Chordata, Actinopteri, Characiformes, Acestrorhamphidae. The coding region runs from base 131 to 1477 and encodes 448 amino acids. The record is from RefSeq and is a predicted model, not a curated record. The transcript is spliced from 14 exons.